CCCGGCUGAGGCUGAAGGUCGGCGGCAAAACCGACGGGGUAGGGGCAGCCCCCGCCGCCCCUCGCCCUCCCAGCCCGGGCUACGAGUGCCUGAGGGCCGAGGGGACGGGGCCAAGCCAGGCGGGCUCCCCGACGUCCUCACUCGUUGGCCGAGAGGAUGAGCGCCGAAACUUGCUCCAGCUGACGGCUCUGAAGGCACCUGAGCGUCCCCGCGCAGCCCCGAGGCAUGGCUUUGCUCAUCGUUUGGCUCUGUGUGGUCGUGAGCAUGGAGAAGGCUCUGGGGGGCCAGGGCAACGCGGGGGACCUCUACUCGGAAAACAUUACUCGGAUCCUCGACAAGCUGUUGGACGGCUACGACAACAGGCUCCGGCCGGGAUUUGGAGGUGCCGUGACAGAAGUCAAAACAGACAUCUACGUGACCAGCUUCGGGCCGGUGUCCGACGUGGAGAUGGAAUACACAAUGGAUGUCUUCUUUCGUCAGACAUGGACUGAUGAGAGGUUGAAGUUUGGUGGACCUACUGAAAUUUUGAGAUUGAACAAUCUAAUGGUCAGUAAAAUCUGGACACCAGACACAUUUUUUAGAAAUGGAAAAAAAUCAAUUGCUCAUAAUAUGACAACUCCUAACAAACUUUUCAGAAUUAUGCAGAAUGGAACUAUUCUUUACACAAUGAGACUAACCAUUAAUGCUGAUUGUCCUAUGCGGUUGGUGAACUUCCCAAUGGAUGGACACGCUUGUCCACUGAAGUUUGGAAGCUAUGCUUAUCCAAAAAGUGAAAUCAUUUAUACAUGGAAAAAAGGACCCCUGCACUCAGUAGAAGUACCACAAGAGUCUUCCAGUCUCCUCCAGUAUGACCUCAUAGGACAAACUGUAUCUAGUGAAACCAUUAAAUCUAACACAGGUGAAUAUGUAAUCAUGACAGUUUAUUUCCACUUGCAAAGGAAGAUGGGCUACUUCAUGAUACAGAUAUAUACUCCUUGCAUUAUGACAGUCAUUCUUUCUCAGGUGUCUUUCUGGAUUAACAAGGAGUCUGUUCCAGCCAGAACAGUUUUUGGUGAAUAUUCACUUCAGCUGCUCUAUUUCCAUCUCCAAAGGAAAAUAGGCUACUAUCUCAUUCAGACAUACAUUCCAUGCAUCAUGACUGUUGUCCUGUCUCAAGUUGUGUUUUGGAUCAACAAAGAAUCUGUUCCAGCAAGAACUGUGGCUGGAAUAACUACAGUUCUAACAAUGACCACUUUAAGCAUCAGUGCACGCCAUUCUUUGCCCAAGGUGUCCUAUGCUACUGCCAUGGAUUGGUUCAUAGCUGUGUGCUUUGCAUUCGUCUUCUCUGCACUUAUUGAGUUUGCAGCUGUCAACUACUUUACCAAUCUUCAGACUCAGAGAGCAAUGAGGAAGGCAGCAAGGGCAGCAGCACUGGCAGCAGCACUAUCAGCAGCAACUGUACCGGCAGAGGACGAGAUUGUCUCGCAUUCUGACUCCAACUGUAACCUGAAGAAGAGAGCAAACUCUGUAGCGUCUCAGGCAGAUCAAUCUCCUGAAGCCAGCAUAAUAUCAAAUAGUGCAUCCCAAUAUCAACCAGUGUCUGUUCCUCCACCAGCCACCCCAGCACCACCACCUAUUGGAGGCACAAGUAAAAUAGACCAGUAUUCUAGGAUCCUCUUCCCAGUGGCAUUUGCAGGAUUCAACCUGGUAUACUGGGUUGUUUACCUUUCAAAAGACACUAUGGAAGUGAGUAGUAGAAUUUCAGAAUACUUGCUUGUAAUAUGUACCAUGCUUAGUUAGCCAAUACUAUUUGAACUGUUCAUUUGCUUUGGCAACUGCAGUUAAUCAGUUCUGUCUGAGGAAAGUUUACUGAUCUAAAAAUCAGCUGUCACUUACAAUAACAGUGGCACUCGGUAAACUGUAGAAAGGCUAUUUGAAGGUGAGAAAUGUAAACACUAACUUCUUUACUAUGUUACACUGAGCAGAACAUAGGAAAUUGUGUAAGACAACGUAUGACACCAUUCUCAGCAAACAUACCAAUCUUAAAUCUUCCAAUUCUUCAUCUUCCUGUCCACAGCAAGGAAUGGUAAAGUUAUCUGUUAAAUUAUCUGUUGCAGCAGUACAAUAAAGGAGAUAAGAACAUUAAUAUCUGCUAAGAUUUUCUCAAUGACACAAUAGCAGUCUACUAAAAUAAGUAAUUUAUUCUAAAUAUGUAUCUACAGCGUGAGGAACUAUUGACAAUUACAGCAUACAUUGUAAAUUGAGAGUCCCUGUUUUUAUACAUUUUAAUGCUGAUUUUCCAUGUUUCUUCAUAAAAUGGAACUACUUUAUUCUGAUAAAGUUGCUAAAUUCUCUGCAUGUUUGAAUCAGGCUAAGAGUUACUGUGCCUUUAGAUGUCCAUGAAGUGCAGAAGAGAUGUGUACCCUGCAAACUGAGUGUGCCUAGAAUAAUCAGUCAGUGAUUAGCUUAUCACUUUCAAACAGUUAUUAAAAUUUAGUCUUUAAUGCUUUAA
Messenger RNA from Anas platyrhynchos (mallard), 2491 nucleotides. It is a transcript of the gene GABRA6, whose product is annotated as gamma-aminobutyric acid type A receptor subunit alpha6. The record is from RefSeq and is a predicted model, not a curated record. Gene Ontology annotation, biological process: monoatomic ion transmembrane transport; gamma-aminobutyric acid signaling pathway; chloride transport. Gene Ontology annotation, cellular component: membrane. NCBI's taxonomy places the organism in Eukaryota, Metazoa, Chordata, Aves, Anseriformes, Anatidae. Gene Ontology annotation, molecular function: GABA-A receptor activity; extracellular ligand-gated monoatomic ion channel activity.